AAAAUAUAAAAUUGUGCAUUGAGUUUUGUUACACAAUUUUAUUUUCGCUGGUGAAAAGUAUCGUUGAGGUAUUAAUCAUUGUUUUUCAUUCCCAAAACUGAACUAUGAUUUUGGAAGAUCAAUUACGCUUGAAAUUAUUAGAAGUUACAAAUGCUGAGGAUUAUCGCUUAAUGUUGCGAAAUGAAGAAGAUGCUUUAUAUCCACCAUGGUUUUUCACCUAUAUAGAUAAAGAAGUAACUGCAUUUGCUUGGCCUCAAACUAGGGGUAAUAUGGAGUACCUUUGGCAAAUAGGAAUGCGACAUAUAGUAACUUUGUGCCCAGAAAAAAUACCCAAUAUAAAUGAGUCAAAAUUCAGUUGGACUUACAUACCUAUCGAAGAAUGUAGUGCUCCUGAUAUUGAACAAAUUUUCAAAUUUAUCAGAACAAUACAGAUGUGCAGAAAACAUAAAUUGCCUGUUGGCGUACACGAUCGAAUGGGUUUAGGUCGUACCGGAGUAAUGAUUGCAAUCUAUCUAAUGUAUUUCUAUGGUAUGACAGCUGACCAAGCAAUCAAAAAUUUGAGAUAUAAUCGUCCAGGUUCUUUGGAUACCCCUAUACAGGAAGAGUGUGUUAAAAAUUAUAGAAUUAAUGCCGAACAUGCAAAUAAUAUGAGAUUAAAAAAAAUCACAAAAAAAAAUAGGUAUUUUCUAAGUUUUCUUGAGGGGGAAGAUAAAAAAGGUACUUGGGGAUUACCAAAAAAAGAAUAUGUUUCAAAAUGAAGAUUUUCUCGUACAUUCAUUUGUUUUAUGAAGUUAAAUUGUGGAGAGCCUCAAAAGUCAUACAUGAGUUAUUUAAAUCACCUAGGUACACAUACGUAACUAUUGUACUCAUUGCAUCUUUCAUUUUGUUAGAUUUGUAAGCAAUUGCUUUGCUUAGAAUCAUAUUUUUCAACCAGUAAUUUUGUAUAUUUUAUCUGUGCGAUUUGUGAGUAAGUUGGAAGUUCAACAAAUCUUUCUGACUCAAAAGGCACUUCAAUUGCAAGAGAAAUUCUACAACAACCUCAAAAUUUAUUCCAAAUUCGUUCGAUAGAUAUAAAUAUAAUGACGUCAACUAAUAGCGAUAUCCCAAGAGUUUGUGCCACGUUUUGAUAAUUUUCAAUUGCAUUUCCACAGUUUUAUAAAAUAAAGGACAGUGUUCUGAAGAAGAAAGUGUAUUUAG
Messenger RNA from Diorhabda sublineata, 1197 nucleotides. RefSeq names its product dual specificity protein phosphatase 23-like. The transcript is spliced from 4 exons. Gene Ontology annotation, biological process: cilium assembly; protein dephosphorylation. Lineage: Eukaryota; Metazoa; Arthropoda; Insecta; Coleoptera; Chrysomelidae. The record is from RefSeq and is a predicted model, not a curated record. Gene Ontology annotation, molecular function: protein tyrosine/serine/threonine phosphatase activity. The coding region runs from base 105 to 758 and encodes 217 amino acids.